Messenger RNA from Nannizzia gypsea CBS 118893, 1686 nucleotides. RefSeq lists its product as hypothetical. The coding region runs from base 1 to 1686 and encodes 561 amino acids. The transcript has 3 exons. Lineage: Eukaryota; Fungi; Ascomycota; Eurotiomycetes; Onygenales; Arthrodermataceae. Gene Ontology annotation, cellular component: nucleus. The record is from RefSeq and is a predicted model, not a curated record.
AUGGGCAGGGCCAGUAGCGCCAGGCCGCUUCGGAAACGGCAAACUACCCUAUCAUUUGCCCCUGUCAGUUCGUCACCUCCAGCUGGGGAACGAUCGCCAGCUCGUGUGCGAUAUCAGAAUGUUCACUCGGAAAAGUCAUCAUCAAGAGGGAAGACAUCUGUUUCUACAUCUCGUGAAACGCCAACAGAACAGUCUAUCUUCAUCUCGUCUGAUGAAGAGCCUAUUCGCCUUCCCUCCAGUGUUAAAGCAAGGACGAUAAAGCGAACAAACUCGGACAUCAAUAAAUCUAGCUCUGAGGAGAGUGAUGACAUUGUGUCGACAUCACCUGCGAAGCGUAGAAGAACCACUAUGCAGGUUGUUAUUCCUCAAGUGCCGGUAAUUAGCGAUCAGGCCACAAUAAAACGUCAUUCCGAAUCCGACUCUGAUAUUAUCUGCUCAUCCCCGCUAAGACGGAGGAAGGUGGCCGUACAGUGCAGAAUCAAAAGGGGCAAUGAUGAAAAAGAACCAAAGCCUAGUGGAAUUUCAAAGAAGAGUAGCAGCAAAUUGCGUCGGCGUGAUAUUGAUUUGGAGGAAGACCUUGAAAUACUUCAACCUUCAGACGUAAUCGAGACUCGGACAAGGGGUACACCGAGUAUGUCAACUGCCAAAGCACAACGGCAACGGCAACUAGAACUCCUUAAGCGUCGGCGUGCUGGGGAUAAGUCAAAAUUAACAGACACAAAAGAGAAACAUUUUACGGACCACGAUCCCGAUAGUUCGGACCGAUCUGAAGAUAGCGAGGAUUCUGAAGAUUCUUCAUCGUCGGAAGAUCUGCAAGCGGACAUCGAUAGCGAUGCUGAGCCUGCUCUUUCUGAAGAUCUCGACAAGUACGAUGCCGAUUUUGUCGAUGACGAAGGUGAAUUAGGGGUGCCGGCGGACGAGAUUGAGGUUCCAUUUGAAUUUACGAGACAUAGGUACAAAAGGCUUAAGGACCAUUUUAGGGAUGUUGUUGAAUGGAUGGUGCACAACAAGAUCAAUCCAGCCUUUCGUCGAGAUGAUACCGUUUAUAAAAUGGCAUUCAGAAAAGUGAAGGAUGAAGUGACUGGUUUGGCAGGCUCUCAGUUUAUAUCAUCUGUCUGGAAUAAGGGGUUUGUAGUCUCACUCAAAGCAAGGCCACGGAUAGUGGUUCUUCCCUACCCCAUUACAGAGGAUCAUCCCUGUGAUGCAUGCAACAGGUCAAAACAUCCAGCAUCUUAUGAUAUCCGAUUUGACGGCCCUCCAUAUAGCCUGGAGACACUGGAGCCUAUUCACGGAGAUGACAGUAGUGAAGAUCAGGACUCCGAUGCAGAGCGCGAAAAUGUCGACUGCGAGGGAAAUGUGAUACCCAACGAGGAUACACACUUUUAUCUUGGAAGGCAUUGCAAGUCAAAAGCAUCCAUGGCUCAUACUUUGAUUCAUUGGCGUUACCACCUCAACGAAUGGGUAAUUGGCUAUCUGGAGAGAAUAGGUAUUCUUGAAGACAGUGAAGUUCUGAAACGGGAGCAUUGGAGCCAGAAAAAACAUUCAAAAUAUGCCAACGAGGUUGUUGAUACGAUGGGAGAAGCGGGAGAGGUCGACCGACUAUGGAGAGAUUUCAACCUCAACCUGAAGACUGCACGAGCUGCAACGGUACAUUAUUCUUCCUUCAUUAGCUCUUUAUACGAUUGA